This is a messenger RNA of Aphidius gifuensis, 585 nucleotides long. RefSeq names its product recombination repair protein 1-like. Gene Ontology annotation, cellular component: nucleus. Gene Ontology annotation, biological process: base-excision repair. Gene Ontology annotation, molecular function: double-stranded DNA 3'-5' DNA exonuclease activity; DNA-(apurinic or apyrimidinic site) endonuclease activity; phosphoric diester hydrolase activity. NCBI's taxonomy places the organism in Eukaryota, Metazoa, Arthropoda, Insecta, Hymenoptera, Braconidae. The record is from RefSeq and is a predicted model, not a curated record.
AUAAAUAUAAAAUAUGGUAUUGAUAAUUAUGAAUCAAAUAAUGAAUCAAGAUUAAUAACAGCUGAAUACGAUAAUUAUUAUAUUGUAUGUUCAUAUCAUCCAAAUGCUGGAGCAAAAUUAAAAUCAUUAGAUAAAAAAUUAGAAUGGAAUAAAAUAUUUAAAGAAUAUAUUAAAUUACUUGAUGCUAAAAAACCAGUUAUUAUUUGUGGUGAUUUAAAUGUUGCACAUAAAGAAAUUGAUUUAAAAAAUCCAACAACAAAUUCACGUAGUCCUGGUUUUACUAAAGAUGAACGUGAUAAUAUGACUGAUUUAUUAGCUGCUGGUUUUAUUGAUACAUAUCGUAAUUUAUAUCCAGACAAAGAGGGUGCAUAUACAUUUUGGAAUUAUGUUAGUAAUGCACGUUCAAGAAAUGCUGGAUGGAGACUUGAUUAUUUUUUAACAUCAAAACGUAUUGUUGAUAAUGUUUGUGAUAAUGUUAUUCGUAGUGAAGUAUAUGGAAGUGAUCAUUGUCCAGUUGUACUUUAUUUAAACAUUUAACCAAAAAAAAAGAAAAAAAAAAAUUAAAACUACUUGGGUGGUACUACA